Messenger RNA from Salvelinus fontinalis (brook trout), 1957 nucleotides. Its product is annotated as zinc finger protein 239-like. The coding region runs from base 1 to 1161 and encodes 386 amino acids. Gene Ontology annotation, molecular function: RNA polymerase II cis-regulatory region sequence-specific DNA binding; DNA-binding transcription factor activity. The transcript is spliced from 2 exons. Gene Ontology annotation, biological process: regulation of transcription by RNA polymerase II. Lineage: Eukaryota; Metazoa; Chordata; Actinopteri; Salmoniformes; Salmonidae. The record is from RefSeq and is a predicted model, not a curated record.
AUGAGAGAGAGACGGGACAGUCGUGGAUCCUCUGGGGAGCCUCAACAACCUCAUGAUGCUGACGAGGCAGAGAAGAGUCUCUCCAGAUCAGAACGCCUCAAUAAACACCUGCAGAGAUCCACAGGGAAGAGAACUCACUGCUGCUCUGACUGUGGGAAGAGAUUCACCUCAUCAGGCAUUACAAUUCAUCAGAGAAUCCACACAGGAGAGAAACCUUAUAGCUGUGUUCAAUGUGGGAAGAGUUUUACUACAUCUGGCCCUCUGAGAGUGCACCAGAGAAGACACACAGGAGAUAAACCUUAUAGCUGUGAUCAAUGUGGGAAGAGUUUUACUACAUCUGGCUCUCUGACUUUACACCAAAGAACACACACAGGAGAGAAACCUUAUAGCUGUGAUCAAUGUGGGAAGAGUUUUACUAGAUCUGGCCAUCUGACAUUACACCAGAGAACACACACAGGAGAGAAACCUUAUGGCUGUGAUCAAUGUGGGAAGAGUUUUACUAGAUCUAGCUAUCUUACUAUACACCAGAGAAUACACACAGGAGAGAAACCUUAUAGUUGUGAUCAAUGUGGGAACAGUUUUACUAGUUCUAGCUAUCUAACUAUACACCAGAGAAUACACACAGGAGAUAAAUCUUAUGGCUGUGAUCAAUGUGGGAAGAGUUUUACUAGAUCUGGCCAUCUGACAUUACACCAGAGAACACACACAGGAGAGAAACCUUAUAGCUGUAAUCAAUGUGGGAAGAGUUUUUGUCAAUCUAGUGAUCUGACAGUGCACCAGAGAACACACACAGGAGAGAAACCUUAUAGCUGUGAUCAAUGUGGGGAAAGUUUUGCUCAAGCUAGCCAUCUGACUCAACACCAGAGAAAACACACAGGAGAAAAACCUUUUAUCUGUGAUAAAUGUGGGAAGAGUUUUACUAUAUCUAGCUAUCUGACAGUACACCAGAGAAAACACACAGGAGAGAAAUCGUAUAGCUGUGAUCAAUGUGGGAAGAGUUUUGUUCAAGCUAGCCAUCUGACUCAACACCAGAGCACACACACAGAAGAGAAAUCUUUUAUCUGUGGUAAAUGUGGGAAAAGUUUUGGUCAAUCUGGCCAGCUGACUCAACACCAGAGAACACACAUAGAAGAGAAAUCUCAUAGCUGUGACCAGAGAUAAUCUGAUAAAAGAUCUCUGGUCAAAUAUUAGUAAAUACAUACAUGAAGGAGUUGUUUCAUGAUAUCAAUGAAAUUUAUUCACAAUGUAGAAUGUUUUAACAUUGUAGUAGGAGUAUUUUAAUGAUGUCACAAUGUAGAAUGUUUUAACAUUGUAGUAGGAGUAUUUUAAUGAUGUCACAAUGUAGAAUGUUUUAACAUUGUAGUAGGAGUAUUUUAAUGAUGUCACAAUGUAGAAUGUUUUAACAUUGUAGUAGGAGUAUUUUAAUGAUGUCACAAUGUAGAACCCUAAACGUUUGUCCCCUGUUCUAUUGAUUUCAGCAUGAUAUGGAUAUUAGCCUCAGGGGGAAAAUCCAGGCUCUGAAUUGAAAGAGUACUAUUUAUGUGAUUUAACAAAAAGUGACUAACACAAAAAGAGCUGUGUUACACUUACCAUGUUGGUGACCCACUUGAAUCAAAAUGGAACACCUCAAAAUGUAGCGAGCUGUUUUCUACAAGUUGUCCUCUAACCAGUGAUGUACACAUUACUCCCAGAUUCCGUGUGGUUUUUCAGCUGUUAGUUUUAACAGGAAGUGCAACAUCAUCUCCCUCCUGUAGCACAAAUGAUUUUAGCAUGAUAUAGAUUAGUUAUGACAAAUAAGUGUUGCGUUCCUUUGUUUUGCAACCCCUAAAUUUAAAUGCAUCACUCUAAAAUGUAGCUGACUGUCUUCUGCAGGUUGUCCUCUAACCAGUGAGGUUAAAGAUAUCUCCCAUUUCCAUGUGUUUUUUUAGUUGUGUUAGUUUCAACAGCACGAACAACC